UUCAGACAAAUGGCAAUAGCAACGGAACAGGACUUGGCAUUACUCCUACUCCAGUUGCACCAACAAGUUCUGUGUUUUCUGGAAACAGUGGGUGGUCUUCAAACAACAAUCAGUCAGGAUCAAAAGCAUCACAAUUUAUUGCAACAACCACUUCAAAUCAUAGACCUUCAUCGGUGCCAAAGCCCGCACCUCUUCUUGCCCCAUCAGCACCCACCUCCAGACCAACGCCUGCUUCAUCAAAUAAUAGCUGGACAAUGGCACCACCUCCAUCCAACAGAGCACCUCAAAAUAUCCCCAUGCUGUCUGGACCAUCUUCUUACAACACAUCACAGACUACAGUGCCUCCUUUAUCCUCUAUAGCAAACCUUUCUAUUAAGCAACCCAGUGGAGGUUCUAAUUAUGCAGCAUUGCAAUCUCUUGUUAGUACAGGCAGUGGAUCAAUGAUGCCUUUGAUUGCUUCUUCUCCUGUGCCGCAACAAUCAAAUACAAGUGGAAUGGGUCUACUGCAGCCUAUGUCCAGUAGACCAGUUCAAUCUAACAGUUCCGUGUCUAAUAAUGGAUCUAUUGGACAUAAACUUAACAAUCUCAAUGCAUUUGAUCCACUUGGUUAAAUUAGCUCCAACUACGUAUAGAUACCUUUAUUUCUUCUGUAAAAUAUACAUACUAAAAGAACAUUACAACCUGU
Molecule: messenger RNA, 685 nt
Organism: Phycomyces blakesleeanus NRRL 1555(-)
Lineage: Eukaryota; Fungi; Mucoromycota; Mucoromycetes; Mucorales; Phycomycetaceae
Exons: 1
Coding region: 255-611 (118 amino acids)
Source: RefSeq, a predicted model, not a curated record